UAUCGGCCGCGCGGACGUGGCCUACAAAACCCAGUGUACAAGACCAUUACGGAGGACUUACCAUGGGAGCUGAAAGCUCAAAACAGAAGACCAAGGAUCCCAAUGACAUAUCUCUGAGCCUCAGAGGUCUGUAUGGCUAUCACAAUGUGGUGAUCCACACAGCCCAGGUCCUGGGCUCUGGAGCCUAUGGCAAUGUGGUGAAGGCAACAUUGGAUAAAAAGCCAUGUGCUGCUAAAAUCCUCCACCGAGUCAUCGUGGACUCCCAGGACCCUGGACUCCCUGACUUCAUCUCUCGAUUUGAGCAGGAGUGCCAGAUCCUACGAGACCUGAAACAUCCAAACAUUGUCCAGUUCCUGGGUGUGGUCCAAGACCCCACCACCAACAAGCCCAUUCUCCUCAUGGAGAUGAUGAAAGACAGUCUUACACACUUUCUAGAGAGCUCGGCAACUGACAUACCCUACCAUGUCCAAGUGAACAUCUCCCACGACAUAGCUCUAGCAGUGGCUCACCUGCACAGAAAUGGCAUCCUCCAUCGAGACCUGUCCAGCAACAACGUCCUCCUGAGUGCCAGCCACCAGGCCAAGGUGACCGACUUUGGCAUGUCCAAGAUCGCAGCCUCCAAUCCCUCCAUGACCCGCAGUAAGGUGACCCAGUGUCCAGGAACACUGGUCUACAUGCCACCAGAGGCCCUUCGUCCCCAGCCUCGCUACUCAGACAAGAUUGACACUUUCUCCAUUGGAGUUCUCCUUCUCCAGAUUGUCACCAGAACGUUCCCUGCUCCCACUGCUGCCUCCACUACUAGGGAAGACCCUACCUCUGCCUGGGGAGAGAUCGAUAUCCCCAUUCCCGAAGUGGAACGUCGAAAGUCUGAAAUCGACAAAGUGCCAGCCGAUAGUGGUUUUCUUCCAGUCGUUAAAGACUGCCUCAAAGACAAGAGUAAAGACAGACCAACAGCUGCCCAGCUCUGCCAUAGUCUGGGCACACUGAAGAGUACUGCAGUCUACAGUGGGAGUCUUAGUGCAGAGCUUCUUGAAGGAAGAACAGAGCUCCACGAUGCUGCUGAGAGAGGAGAUGUGAAGGCAGUUCGGAAACUCCUCUCCACUUCUGUCAAUAUCAACUCCAGGACUGAGGAUGAAGGAGACACUGCUCUACUGGUAGCCUCUUGCAGAGGUCAUGUUGAGGUUGUACGUCUGUUGCUUGAGGCUGGGGCUUCAGUCUUAAUUCCCGACAAGAAUGGUACCAGUCCACUCUAUGUUGCCAGUCAAGAGGGACAUUCUGAGGUGGUGGAUGUCCUGGUGAAAGCCGGAGCUGAUGUCAAUCAGGCUUGGACCAAAGAGUCAUGUAGUGUUCCUCUGGAGACAGCUGCCCAUAAUGGGCAUACUGAGACAGUUCAGAGACUGUUGGAGGCAGGAGCAAUCGUCAACCACCAGAACAAGAGUGGUCAGACUCCAGUCUGGUCUGCCUCCUUGAAUGGUCAUACAGCUGUAGUUCAACUGCUGAUAGAGAAUGGAGCUGACAUCAGUAUCUGUGAUAAGAAUGGUGCCAGUCCACUCUAUGUUGCCAGUGAGUAUGGACACUCUGAUGUAGUGGACAUUCUGCUGCAGGCUGGUGCUGAUGUCCACAAGGCCACCACCAAGAGUGGUUCUGUUCCUCUGGGGAUAGCUGCCAAGAAGGGACACACCGAGACAGUUCAGAGACUGUUGGAGGCAGGAGCCAACAUCAACUACCAGAACAAGGAUGGUGUUGUUCCUCUGGGGAUAGCUGCCGAGAAGGGACAUACUGAGGCAGUUCAGAGACUGCUGGAGGCAGGAGCCAACGUCAACCACCAGAACAAGGUUGAGGCUUUUGGUUGUUAAAAUCAACAUAGUUUUUCCUACAUGCAUCUCUGCACAUGGCCUGCUCAAAAGUGCAAGUUUUGUGUGGUUGAUACCUUGCGAGAAGUCAGUGUCUGAGUGACUGUUGGACAAUAAAUCCUUCCAAAACGACAAACAACAGAAUGUUUCCCAGGGAUACAUAUUUCAGUUAAUGGGGUGGGCUCCAUUACUUCCAGGGUUUAGUCCCUGUGAUUGUACUCCGGGCAGGAGGGAGUGGCAACACCCUCCUCUCCGCCACAAAGGCAGGCCAG
Molecule: messenger RNA, 2125 nt
Organism: Geodia barretti
Lineage: Eukaryota; Metazoa; Porifera; Demospongiae; Tetractinellida; Geodiidae
Source: the annotation of a GenBank genome assembly